This is a messenger RNA of Aaosphaeria arxii CBS 175.79, 779 nucleotides long. Its product is annotated as putative dUTPase. The coding region runs from base 106 to 690 and encodes 194 amino acids. Lineage: Eukaryota; Fungi; Ascomycota; Dothideomycetes; Pleosporales. The record is from RefSeq and is a predicted model, not a curated record. The transcript has a single exon.
GAGAAUAGUCUAUUUUCGUGAUUCAUUUUCAAUCAAUUCAAUAUUCAUAAAAUUCUUGUGUCUAUUUUUGGAGCACUUAAUCAUUGAACCUGUGCAUCUCUUAAGAUGAUCAUCCCUGGCCGAAUCGCAGUGGCACGUAAAGUCGUUACCAACCUCAUCUCCAUCAAGCAUCAAACACAGCCUUGCGGUGUCGACUUGACUCUAAAGCGAGUGUUACAAUGGUCUUCCAAUGGUACGGUCGAUUUUGACAACGCCCUUCGAAAAACGGCCACAACGAAUGAGAUACCGUUUCGAAGCGGUCUAACAAACCUUUCCUCCAAGACUACGAGUGAUAACUCAGCAACACGCGCCACCAACGGCACCAACAACGACGAUAACUCCAUGGCACACCACCUCACACUCGCACACGGAUCCUAUCUCGUCGAGUUUAAUGAGCUCGUCGACAUGCCCCUCGACCUCAUGGGCCAGAUCUUCGUUCGGAGCUCACUUUUCCGAUCGGGCGCCCUGAUCUCCGCCGGGGUCAUGGACAGUGGGUAUAAAGGUCCUGUUGGUGCUAUGUUGCAGGUUGUUAAUCCGCAUGGCUUGCGGCUGAUGAGAAAUGCGAAGCUUGCGCAGAUUGUGUUUCAUGAGAUGAGUGAGAGUGUUGACGGGUAUGAUGGGGUGUAUCAGGGUCGGGCGUUCGGGUCAUAGGGGAAACUAGGUGACAGACGCUUUAGAAUGGGUGUAGAUCUGGGAUGUUAUGGGCAUAGAGUGAAAUUAUAGGCAGGCAUUGAGAGGGC